CAACAGGCAAACAUCGCGCGAACCCCCAUUCCCUAAUUGGGAUUCAUAUACCAAAUUCAAGCUCAAUUACCCCUCAAACUCCUUAAUCCCCACGAGAUACGAGUCAGAGAACAUCAAACUCCGCCAUCAUGUCGCAAAUCAACUACCGCACCAUCAACAUUGACCAGCUCGACCCGGAGUCGUCGGCCAACUUCCCCAUGGAAACCCUCCUGCCCCCUACCCUCCCUCAACCGGAAACCUCUAGUGACGCCGCAAACGUCGCAACCCAGGUGCGCCAGCUGCUGCGCGGCGGUGACACCGAGGGUGCGCUCCGCCACGUUCUGGACACUGCGCCGCUGGGCGGUGAUGACCGCGCUAAGGAGGUGCACAUGGCGACUGUUAUUGAGGUGCUGCAGGGUAUUCGGCAGGCAGAGAUGACUCGCGUUCUGGAGGGAGUUUGUGCCUCGAACGGCGGUGCUGAGCGGGCGGAUUGUUUGAUGAAGUACCUAUACAAGGGCAUGUCCUCUUCUGGUCCCAGCGGUGGGUCUAAGAACGUUUCGCCGCAGGCUACAGGCUUCUCGCAGAUCCAGGCUCGGAACGUUGGUGAGGGUGGCGGUGGUCAGCAGAUGAGCGUGCUGCUCAAUUGGCAUGAGAAGUUGGUGGAGUUGACAGGGACUGGAUCAAUUGUUCGGGUCAUGACAGACCGCCGGACGGUUUAAGUGAAAGCAAUCGUGUUUCAUUUGCUGUUUUUAUGGUAGAGGCCGGCAUUUCAUACAAGUUUCUUUUCUUUGUC
Penicillium pulvis is the source of this 772-nucleotide messenger RNA. RefSeq names its product actin-related protein 2/3 complex subunit 5 family protein. Gene Ontology annotation, molecular function: actin filament binding. NCBI's taxonomy places the organism in Eukaryota, Fungi, Ascomycota, Eurotiomycetes, Eurotiales, Aspergillaceae. The transcript has 2 exons. Bases 129 to 698 code for a protein of 189 amino acids. The record is from RefSeq and is a predicted model, not a curated record. Gene Ontology annotation, biological process: regulation of actin filament polymerization; Arp2/3 complex-mediated actin nucleation. Gene Ontology annotation, cellular component: actin cytoskeleton; cytoplasm; Arp2/3 protein complex.